AUGGCUUCCAAUUCACCGAGGCCUCUGGUCUAUCGGUUGAGAGGAUGCCCGGCUCAUCUGCAUCCUGGGACAGCUGCUGAAUUUCUCAGCCGAGAAUUCGGAGAUGUCUCGCGCGAUGAUAUACAAAUUCAGUCUCUGGCCACAGAUCCAGAACCAUGGGUGACAUCGCCAACCAAAGUGGGGACUUUGGUGUUCAAGAGACUUCCAGCUCUCAUAGAAACGCAGAAAGAACAAGACACAUGGGACCUAAAGGUUCUUGGGUUUGAAAGACCUUUGGUUCUUGACACUCAUUUUAGAGGGAUGACACCUCUCAAUGAUGUUGAAGAAGCGAAACAUGAAUUCAACUGUAUUGCCAUUUCGGGCCUGGCAAGUCACCCGUUCGGUUCAUGGCAACCAAAAGGGAGGGACAAAAGCUUCAUGUGGCUACGAGAUGAACUACCGCGCGCCAUACCCGAAACAAGAAUCAGCAUAUAUGGAUAUGAUACCACUCUCGCAGGGAGUACUUCUUUCCAGUCCAUCCAGGAUCUAGCGGUAUCUCUCAUCGACCACAUCAAAUCCUCCGGCUGGGCUCUUCCCAGUGCAAAGCCAUUGAUUUUCUUGGCCCAUAGCCUAGGUGGUAUUGUCCUAAAGGAAAUGUUUACUUUCUUAGCAGACAGCGAUGAGCUGGCUGCACACAUCCUUGGGCUUUUUAAAGGAGGUAUAUUCUUUGGUGUUCCUAGCCAAGGCAUGUCUACUUCACAUCUUCUCGCCAUGGUCAAGAAUCAGGUCAACGAGCAGAUGGUUCAUGAUUUAUCGAGCGGUUCGGAAUAUCUACAAGAACUUGAUGAUAAGUUCUCCGGCCUGUCCCUAGUUAGAGACAUACGCAUCUACUGGGGUUAUGAGACUAAGACGUCGCCAACUGUUAUGAAGACAGCAGAUGGAUCUUUUACAAGGGAAGGUCCAGAAGAAAUCUUAGUUUCGAAGGAGUCGGCGACACACAACCGAUAUGGUUCAAAGCCACCAUUUACCUUUCCCAUCAACGAGAACCACUCGGAGAUGGCCAAGUUCGGAGCAGAUAACCCAAAUCUUCGUAUUGUGAAGGACAAGUUGAGAGAGCUAUGCCAGGACAGUUCCAGGUCAAAUAGUAGCGUUAGGACAAGGGCUGAAGUACCAAAUCCAACUUUAGAGUCACAUGGGACCAUAGAAAAUAAUAGGCUAAUGGGGCAUGAUGAACCCCGUGCUUCCACAGCCCAUCACACUCGGAGUUGGUCAAUCAAGGAUCUGAUGGAAUCACUAGAAUUCUUUAAUCAAGGUUCUCGCUUUCAUACAAUCGACAAGAACUAUGAACAUACAUAUGAAUGGGUCUUCGAUGUCGAGAAAACCCCUUUCGCAACGUGGCUUGAGGAUGGAAAUAAUUUCUUCUGGAUCCAUGGAAAGCCGGGGUCUGGAAAGUCGACACUGAUGAAGUUCAUUGCCGAAGAUAAACGUACUUUAGAACACCUUCAUGAGCUCUCAUCUGGAGCUUUCAGAAUAUCUGCUAUGUUCUUCUUCCAUGACAGGGGAACGUUGCUACAGAAGUCUUUUGAAGGGCUGUUAAGAAGCAUUCUUCACCAAAUCAUCGGCCAAAUCCAGCAAUGUGGAAGGGCUGGCGCGGAGCUCAUAGAAGGGCUUCUCAGACAACUUCCACCGCGGCGAGAACAAGACAAUCCUUGGACCCUUAAUAUAUUGGAAAAUUGCCUCCGCCAAAUCCUUCAUCAAACCGUUCUAGAUUUGAAGAUAUUCGUCCUUCUUGACGCCUUGGAUGAGCAUGAUAUGAAUCCUGACUUCAUCUGUCGUUUUCUGCAGGAUAUGAUAAGUAUGACGGCCAAUUCCCGCACCAAAUUGAAGGUGCUAUUCUCUAGCCGCCCCUGGGAAGAAUUCACACACGACAUUGAGAACUACUGCUGGGGCAUGGUUUAUUCGAGAGGCGAAGAGCCCUCUAUCACAUUGAGCCCUAUCAUUCCAAAGGUGAUUGACAGAGCAAACGGCGUUUUUCUCUGGGUCAAGCUAGCGUUGCAUGAGUUGAUGAACGAAGCCGCCCAAAAAAACACCGAUGAGCUUGAAAGCUCCCUCAACUCGAUCCCCUCUGACCUACAAGAUUACUAUGUCAGAACCCUCCGUCGCAUACCGGAGAACCUUCGUUGGAAUGCAUAUGUGAUAUUCGAGGUGCUGUCAAAGACUGAUAGAUCUCUUGGCCCAAUUGAUAUAAUUGAUAUAAUUGAAUGCUCUAAGAAAUCAAGCUACGAAGGCUGUCGCAGCGUUGUGGAUCCACGCAGAGUAAACCCAGAAAAGAAUAUGCUAAAAAGAUUAUGGCAUGGAGAGAAGCCCAACAAGAAAAAACAUAUUGAAGAGCCCUAUAAACUGGACGCGAAAAGAAAAGACAGGAUAGUAACCACCACAGGCAAUCUGGUCGAGAUAAUCAAGAAUAAAAGAGGUCCAUUCGUGGUACAAUUCAUACACCAAACCGUGAGAGAAUUUGUCCGCAGCCGGGAUUUUAAGCAGACAAUUUUAGCCAUCUUGAAUCCUAGAGAUAGACGAAUUAAGGAAAAUGGCCAUACCUUCCUAGUUAAAUAUUACUUUGCCGAAGGGCAGAUAAAUCCUUGCAGCCUUCGACAUAUAUCUCUCCAUGAGGCGACGACGGGGAACAGCCUCAAGGGCUUCAUCGACAGUAUUCCGAAAGAAGCCUACGACAACUACUACCAUAAACACAUUCAUGACCAUGUGAAAGGACCAUUAUCCCUAGCCGUUUCUUUAAACCUGGGGCUAUAUCUAGAGGAUACGCUACGUGCUGAGCCCGACGUUUUCAGAAACACGAAAGAGGAGUUGGUAUCGGUAAGACCAUACUCUAUUACACAUGCGCCAAGGCAACUUUCUCUGUUGCGCUUCGUUUUCGAAAACGGCUAUGCCGUCAAACAUAUAGGAGAAAUCAUGGCGGCAAUGAAACUCCUUUAUUAUUCAGAGGAAUUUUCUUUAUACGAGUACAUCGACGAAAAAGUUCCAACGGCAAUCGCACAUUGCCAAGAUGCAGACAUAUGGUUCCAACCUUCUUUCGAAAUUUUCGAUAAUCGACCUCGUAUCUUCCGCCAAUUCCGCCCACAUCGUGUGAAGAUUUUGCAUGAAGCGAGAACGCCGGAAUUCGCCCGUUGCAUAUUAGAUCGUGGAGCUGAAGUCAAUGAGACCGACUCUUUGGGUAAUACCCCCUUAGACCAUAUAAUUUCGGAUUUUCGAAUACCGCAUGGGGACCCUGGUAAAUCUGACGAGAGCUGGCUGUUGGUGAAGUAUGCCACCUCCCUACUACUCAUCGAGCGUGGCGGUAUCACUAGAAGCAGUACAAGGAAGCAAUGGAAUCGCCAUCUAGUCAAGUUGCGAAGCGCCGGCUUGGAUACAGCAAUCCUUGAAGAAUGUUCCAGCCGAUCACUUGAGCAGCGAACCACGGAAAAGAUGAAGAGACUGGUCAACCGUUUUCGGCGAGGAUACUAGUUUCUGCUGAAAGAUACCUACGGUGUAUGAGGCUUAGAUUGUACCUUAACUAGAUAUUGACUUGUUUUGGGGGAAAUCAUGCUUAUAUAGGUACCUAUUCAUUCCUGCAAAGAUGGCAUGUACUGUACCUGAAGGUGAUGCCUUGAUUUUCUCAUUCGACGGUUCUAGGUAUUUACAAUUACCUAAUUAUAAGCACACCCGCAUUAUUAUAACCAUAUCAUCGUCUCUGUAAGCUAAAGAAUGUUCCUUCCCAUGGACUUCUUAGGUACUUCAUAUCGGCUUUAAGUCUAGCUCUCUUUCCAUGUAUAGAGGCAACAGCCUCUUCUGUGUUCACGGUGGAUGUUAUGGCAAUUCUUCCAAAUUUGACGCAUACGUACUUACGAAACUGCCAUUUGGAAACCCUAGCUACCGACUAAGCCCUGUGUUUGGCUCCCAUAGAUGUCAAGUUGGGGCCCCUUCUGUUUCUGCUUUCCCGCGCCGUGUUCGCCAUCCUCUUGGUCUCCUAACCUAGUCUUGCUCUGCCGCCCGCGAUAGACCAGGAAAGCAACUAGGGCCAGCAGUACGAUUCCUCCGAGAGUAGAGCCAACCCCUAUUCCAGCUGCAGUACUAGGUCCGAU
Annulohypoxylon truncatum is the source of this 4115-nucleotide messenger RNA. RefSeq lists its product as uncharacterized. Bases 1 to 3498 code for a protein of 1165 amino acids. The record is from RefSeq and is a predicted model, not a curated record. Lineage: Eukaryota; Fungi; Ascomycota; Sordariomycetes; Xylariales; Hypoxylaceae. The transcript is spliced from 5 exons.